Molecule: messenger RNA, 965 nt
Organism: Cucurbita pepo subsp. pepo (vegetable marrow)
Lineage: Eukaryota; Viridiplantae; Streptophyta; Magnoliopsida; Cucurbitales; Cucurbitaceae
Product: proteasome subunit beta type-2-A-like
Biological process (GO): proteasomal protein catabolic process
Cellular component (GO): proteasome core complex
Source: RefSeq, a predicted model, not a curated record
CUUAUGAGUGAGAGAACUUGUUCUUCAAGUCGCUGCUGUAAAAGCAUAUAAUUUCAGAAGGGGGGCUCUCCCGAAUUUCACAGAAGCUUGUAAAAACCAGAUCGAUUUCAAGAACGAAGAAGAGAAAUGGAGAGCGUAUUUGGAUUUGUUGGCAACGGAUUCGUCAUAGUGGCGGCUGACACAUCGGCGGUGCAUAGCAUUUUGGUUCAUAAAUCCAACGAGGACAAGAUCAUGGUUCUCGAUUCCCACAAGCUCGUUGCAGCUAGCGGCGAACCUGGCGACAGGGUUCAGUUCACGGAGUAUAUACAGAAGAAUGUGGCUUUGUAUCAGUUUCGCAAUGGUAUCCCUUUGACCUCUGCUGCUGCUGCUAAUUUUACUCGUGGUGAACUCGCAACCGCCUUGCGGAAGAAUCCAUAUUCUGUAAACAUUCUUUUGGCGGGAUAUGACAAGGAGACAGGCCCAUCCCUCUUUUACAUUGACUAUAUUGCCACCUUUCACAAGGUUGACAAGGGAGCUUUUGGUUAUGGAUCUUACUUUUCACUCUCCAUGAUGGAUAGACACUACCAUAGUGGUAUGACAGAAGAAGAAGCUAUUGAUUUGGUUGAUAAAUGCAUACUUGAGAUCAGGUCCAGGCUUGUUGUGGCCCCACCGAACUUCGUUAUCAAAAUUGUAGACAAGAAUGGAGCUAGGGAGGUUGCUUGGCGUCAAUCCAUCAAGGAUGGAGCUAGCGUUCCUUCAGCUUAAGAUUUAAAUGUUAUAUCAGCAGAGGUUUGCUUUUCUUUCUGUCUUUUUUACUUUGUAUGGGUAAAAUACACCCUCUUCUGCUCUUGUUUCAGACAGUCUGAUAGAGUAAUGCUGUGGUUAACGUGAACACAAUCUGAACUAUAGGUUGAUUUAUCAUCUGCUGUGCUGAAGUUCAAAGGUGCUAUUUAUGAAUACAUUCAUAUUUAAGUUGGCCUCACAAA